This is a messenger RNA of Myxocyprinus asiaticus (Chinese sucker), 5239 nucleotides long. RefSeq names its product nedd4 binding protein 1 (gene n4bp1). Gene Ontology annotation, biological process: negative regulation of protein ubiquitination; negative regulation of proteasomal ubiquitin-dependent protein catabolic process. Gene Ontology annotation, cellular component: PML body; nucleus. The coding region runs from base 191 to 2779 and encodes 862 amino acids. Lineage: Eukaryota; Metazoa; Chordata; Actinopteri; Cypriniformes; Catostomidae. The record is from RefSeq and is a predicted model, not a curated record. Gene Ontology annotation, molecular function: RNA binding. The transcript has 7 exons.
UCCGGGUGCGAUGGCAUGAGAUGUAGCCUAGCAGGCUAACCGAGAGUAGCGUCAAAAUACUGAUACUAGAGCGGUAUUGAUAAACGUCAAGAGAAGCGAACAUGAAGGGGGUAAACGAUUCAUUUUUCCAGGAGUGUUUUUAAAGAGAAGUCGCUGUGAUCUACAUAGAUUGUUAUAGCUCAAAAUUUAAAUGUCAACAACGCGGCCCCUCCUCGGGAUGAAGCGAAUCACCGAGGUUACCUGCACAGAGCCGCCGGGAGGCAGGCAGUCCCCGACCGCCAGCAGAACGCAGCCCGAGUCGCUCACCGUUGACGAGUUUACAGUCCAUGAGGACAAACAAGCAGAGCUCAGAUGCACCAAACCCAAAGUCGAGCAGGUUUUUCAAGUGACAUUCACGAUCAUUGGGCUGCUGGAUCACACUGGAGCCCACGGAAGUAAAGCUUCCAGGCAGAUCUGGCUCCAGUUGAAGGGGGAAAAGGAGGAUGUGUUAAAAGCGAAGGAGUAUGUGAAAGGCCUGUGUGACCCAGAGCUUCAGAAGGAAGAGUGCUACCCGGUGGACAUGCAUUGCAUUUUUGCUGGUGCUCGUGGACUCUUUUUGGACCGGUUGCUUAGAGACACAAGUGCAGAGGUUCAAGUGGUGGAACCAGGCCGACUGAGGUUAAUUGGUUGUGCAGAGGGAGUCGUCAUGGCGCAAAGUCGUGUUCAACAGUUUGUCGUCCUCUUUCAGGAGAAAAGGAGCUUGCCUGCUGAUAGGGAACCCUUGAUUAAGCGCACCUUUAAGACCUUUGUUGAGGACAGGGCUGAUAAAUAUGCGAUGGAGCUGCUCUUGCUUCCCAGUGCCCUCAAAGAGGAACUUCUGGGUUUGGCUCAAAGUCCAACCCAGCUUAUGGCUAUCAUAGACCUAGAGCAGGAUCGGUCUCAGACCAGCACACCCGUAACGGACCUAUCCAACCGUAUCCUGGAUGCCACUUUUGAGGACAAGUCCUUUCCACCCACUCCUGAUAUCAUGACUGGUCUGAACGGUCGGCCCUGCUGCAAGCGGCGCUCAUCUGAAAGUGAGCAGAGAGACACUAAACGACAAUACUCACUGGAAAGGAGAGAAGAAGAGCAGUGGGAAGAACGACAACAAGAGCCCAGCCAGACUCAUGCGAUAACAGCCGCAAAGGGGAUGCAGGGUGCAGUGGGGCAGAACUCUAGAGAGGUGAUGAACGAGGGUGAGACGGUGAGUCCUGAAACUAACUUGCGAUGCCUAGUUAACUUCUUCAGAACCAUGGGCUACCAGCAGGAGGUGGUGGAGCGAGUGGUGCGGGAGACGGGCCAGAUGGAAGAUACAUUCUUGCUGCUAGAACAGAUUGUGGAGGAGACUCAGAAGACUCAGACCAUGCAGGAUUCCAAGCGGACCUCUCGUACACCCGACCCUUCCCCAUCUGCAAACACUUCCUCCACCUCCACCUGUACCAGGCUCAAAGAAAAGGAACGAGUGCAGAUGCGAGCUCUCACAGAGAUCAAAUGUAAAGAAAACAUUAGGCCUCCCAGCAGUAAUGGCUUAGGUCAGAAAAACCCAACAAGCCACGUGCCACUGGCUUCGGCGACUAUCAAAAGAAACAAUGGUGCACAGAAUGACAUGUGUGAAAUCAUCAUAAUUGAUGAUGAUGAUAACGACUUGGCAGAGGUGGAGAGAAAGCCCCGAAAUGCAGGGCUAGAUUUGAAGUCAGAGCCCAAGUUUGAUUACCUGCCACGUGGAAGCUCUCAAACGAUGGUUCCUGUGCGGAUGGAGAGUGUGACCAUUCUCCGCAGCUCCUCUCAAGGCCCUCCCCUCCGGAACACGGACACGCGACCAGGCUGCUCUUACCAGACUCUUCCUGGAAGGGCUCCUCCACCUCGCUCGGAAGCACUUAGCACCUCUAAACCAACACCCCUCACCGGUAUGUCUCGUUUCCAGCAGUCCCUGAGAACCCCCUACCGACUAGUCCUACAGAACGAACCGGGUUGCCCUGAUCUUCGACACAUCAUCAUCGAUGGCAGCAAUGUGGCAAUGGCGCAUGGACUUCAUCGCAUCUUUUCUUGUCGUGGGAUUGCCAUUGCUGUAGAGGCCUUUUGGCGCAGAGGUCACAGAGAAAUCACUGUGUUUGUACCUCAGUGGAGACAGAAGAGAGACCCCAACAUCACUGAACAAAACUUUCUGACCCAACUGGAGAACUUGCGACUCCUCUCUUUCACCCCAUCAAGAGAAGUGUGUGGACAGAGGAUUUCCUCCCAUGAUGACAGGUUCCUGCUUCAUCUGGCUGAGAAAACAGGAGGGGUCAUCGUCACCAAUGACAACCUGAGGGACUUUGUGAACCAGUCAGAAGCGUGGAGAAGGAUCAUUCAGGAGAGACUUUUGCAGUUCACCUUUGUUGAAGACCACUUUAUGAUCCCAGAUGACCCACUUGGAAAGCAUGGACCUCACUUAGAUGAGUUCUUGCUUAAGGAGAGACAAGGUAGCCCUAUCAUGCCGCCUUUGAGGACAGACCUUCAGGCAACUCCAUCAGUAUACACCCAGGCAAUGCAGUCAACGCCCCCCUCCCCUUUGCACUGGCCACAGUCCAGCCCUCCUGACUGGCACCACCCUCGGCCAUCCCCCUCUCCACCACCCCAGCGAUCGCCCUCAGAAACCACAGUGCUCAAGAGGAAGUUGUACGACAUCUUUCCUGACCAAAAGCAGCGCAUUGACCGAAUCCUCAGCGACAACCCAUAUAUGAGGGACCUGAAUGCGUUGUCAGGCCUUUUGCUGGGCUAAUGCACACUCACACACCCAGUACAGUUACACUCUUGGCUACAUCCUAGUCCUAGAUGUGAUUGCGACAAACAACAGUGUAAGUGCAUGGAGGUCACAUGACUUUUUUUUUUAUUAUUAAAGACUACCAUGUUUGAAAAGCGCUGCUACAAGCAUUUAUUUGUUUGAGGGAUUCUGUUCCAUCAACUAAUUUAGAUAUCUUGGGCCCUCGACAAUUACUGCAAGCACAAUAAACUUCAGUUAUGUUUUGUUUUCUGAGGAAACUUUAACUAUGCGAGAGUGGCAUAUAUUUUAUGUAAAUAUUUAUGAAGAAUAAUCUUCCUUUUCUGUAAUUUAUCUUUUCAAAAAUCAUUAUUUUAAAAGGUGUUCCAGCUACACAGUUGUUGAACUGGCUUUACUGAAAUUACUGCUGAAGGACAAAUGUUUAUUUGUUGUAUUUGAUAUGGUUUUGUUUUCUGUUUUUAACAUUUUGUGAAUAUCAACAUUAUUGAGUCAAACAAGUUCUAGUCUCCAGUCACUCUGAAGUGCACUACUGAAGUGCCCUGUCAUUUGCUUGCAUGAUAGAAUUGCCCCAGUAUGUCUAAAGUAACAUUACUUCCUUAUUCCAAAUUUUAGUUCCUGGCUGCAUUCCACUUCACUUUAACCCUCCUUAGCUGUUCAAAAAUGGUCCACACCUUGGCUGUUUGCGGUCAUUUUUGACCGGAUACAAUAAAGGUGUACCCCUUUUUUUUUUUUAAUGAAAUGUUAUAACACUAUCUUCCUUGAAGUAGUAACAAUAAAAUUAUGCACUUCUUUUGGGAUUUUAGGUUAUUUAGAUCUUAUUUACAUGUACAUUUUUCAAUUUCACAAUCAUUUGCAUAUGCAAAAAAGCAACUUCACUGCAGUAAAAAUGGUGGGUGGGUGAGUGGGGGUCUGUAUGUAUAUGGGACUGUGUGCGUGCAUUCUGCAUGUGAUUGUGUGUGUGCAUGCAUUCUGCAUGCGAGUGUGUGUGUGUGUGUGUGUGUGCGCGCGUGCGUGCGUGCGUGUGAAUCUUUUGCACUCUGGAUGUUUUAUAGUCUCACCCCUUCAUUUCUGUGUGUUUGUUCAGCAUUGUGCCUGAUAUAUAAAUUGUAUUCAACACAUAUAAAAAAGGUCUUUCCCAUUAAUUUCCUACGGUUGAUCAGUUUUGACCGCGAACAGCCAAGGUGUCAAUUUUUUUUAUGACCACUUAGAUUCAUUGAAUUAAUUUUUUUCAGAUUGCAUAUCUUUUUUUUUCCUUUUCUCCCCAAUUUGGCAUGCCCAAUUCCCAAUGCUCUCUAGGUCCUCGUGGUGGUGUAGUGACUCACCUCAAUCUGGGUGGCGGAGGACGAAUCUCAGUUGCCUCCGCACCUGAGACAGUCGCAUCUUAUCACGUGGCUUGUUGAGCGCGCUACCACGGAGACCUAGUGCAUGUGGAGGCUUCACGCUAUUCUCUGCAGCACCCACUCACAACUCACCAUGCGCCCCACAAGAGCGAGAACCACAUUAUAGCGAUCACAAGGAGGUUAACCCAACGUGACUACUACUUCAUUGCCAUGACUGUAAUGUCAACAAACCCUAAAAACGGCUUUGAAAAUGAUAAUUUAAACAGCUUUAAAAUAAACGGAAGAAUUAAUGUAAGUGCUUUUAUAAAAUCAGCUUCGCAUUUCUGCCUUUAAGACACCAUAAAUCGGCCCCAUUCACUUGGGUAAGUGCCUCACUGUAACUUUGAUCUUUUUAGAUUUUUUCAUUUUUGUGGCAAUCAAAAUUAUGCCACAAAUGCUGUCAAUUAAGUUUAACUUGUACUGAACCCAGAAUAUUCCUUUAAACCUUAUUGCAUGAGCGGUGGUGGGCUCCUAAGCGGGCUUACUCGUGCAGUGUAAGUAAUGAGUUAAUUCACUGAGGGAAGUGCAUACAAAUUUGAAAUGGAACGCAUGUUUACUUUUAUGAUGGUGAGAGACAAUGGUAAGCUAUUUUUAGGAAGCCCAGGAGACCCCCAAUGUGUCCCAGGAGGUUAUGAAUCAGUUCAGGUUAAAUGGCUUCAAAAGUUUCCAGAUUACUCAGCUACCUGCCACUACCUUUCCAUUUCCCUGUUGUGCAAUCCACCAUUCAAUAAAAUAGCCAACAUGAAACCAGAGCAGUGAGUUGAUGUGGACCUUUGUCCCAAUUGUGACCAUCAGAGGGCGCUGUGGGUUUAUUGGCUCUAAUGAACAGCAUUAUGAAAUGGAGAAAGUAUUACAGUGUACAGUUGAAAAAUGCCACGUCAUUUUAAAACUAUAAAAGCAUUUUAUUAUAUUGACACUACGGUGAAAAUAUAGUACAAUACUUUUAACUGUCAUUGUUGCCAUGUCAACUUUUCGCUGUCUCUGAUAUACAGGUGCAUCUCAAUAAAUUAGAAUGUCAUGGAAAAGUUCAUUUAUUUCAGUAAUUCAGCUCAAAUUGUGAAACUCGUGUAUUAAAUAAAUU